Molecule: messenger RNA, 693 nt
Organism: Trachymyrmex cornetzi
Lineage: Eukaryota; Metazoa; Arthropoda; Insecta; Hymenoptera; Formicidae
Exons: 2
Coding region: 1-693 (230 amino acids)
Source: RefSeq, a predicted model, not a curated record
AUGGUAUGUUGGAAUUGCCAAAAAAAAGACGGUAGAACACUUUUAAAAACUCCCAAUAUAACAGAAAUUACAGAGAUGGGUAGAGGCAAAUUUUGGUACAAUGGAAUUAGAAGCAAUUUACUAUCAGUACUUUCAAACCGCUGUGAUAUUCAACCAAGAACAAUUAAAUUACUUUUUAAUAUCGAUGGAAUGUCACCGUUCAACAGUUCAUUAUAUCAAUUUUGGCCUAUUUCAUUUAUCGUUGAAGAAAUGCCUGAGCUGCAACCAAUGAUUGUAGCGAUUUAUUACGGCGAAAACAAAUCUCCACUUCAGUUAUAUUUGAAACAAUUUGUACAUGAAUUGAACGAAAUUCUUAAAGAUGGAUUAUUCAUAAAUGCACAGAAAGUAACUGUCAGCGUAAAAUGUUUUGUUUGUGAUACACAAGCUAGGAAUUACAUUAAAGGAACUCCUGCUUGUAACGCUGAAUAUGGAAGUUGUAUUAAAUGUACAGUUGUCGGUAAAUGGGACACGAAGGGAAGACACAUGAGCUACCCAAGAUUUGAUUGUCCUCGAAGAACUGAUGAAAGCUUUCGCAAUAAAACGAACGAAGAUCAUCAUAAAGAAAACACGCCAUUGACAGAUUUGCCAAUUGAUAUGGUGGAAGACUUUGUAGUUGCAGAUUCUCUUCAUCUAUUCGAUUUAGGCAUGCAUUAA